UGCGAUACGAACCGGGCCAUUUCAGCUGCAGUGAUGUGGUGAGUGAUGGCUUGGGACAUCCAUGCACGCACCACACCCUCUCCUGGAAGCAGCACUGAAAAGUCAUACCUCCUAUCUAACCUCACCCAGCUGUUGGCUCUGGAAGAUUUUAUUCUGUUGGCCAGUGGAACAGAGUCUAUUGAAAACGACACCUUCAAAACUCUGACUACAUUAAAGACCCUAGAACUUUGGAAAAACAAAUUGAGACGAGUCCCCAGUGCUCUCCCAGCCAACCUUGAGGUGUUAAAAUUGAAUGAUAAUUCUAUAUGUGCUCUACAUGGAUCAGAUUUUGAAGGACUGAAGAACUUGAAAGUCCUUGAACUCAAAAACAACUUGAUCUCCUCCCUGUCUCCCAGCAUGCUCUCCUCGCUCGUCAGUUUGCAAAGUUUGUUGGUGGAUGGUAAUAACAUAGAGUCUGUGACUGGACCACUGAGCCUUCCGAAUCUCAAGUACAUGAGCAUGGAGAACAACAAGCUCCAUCUUAUAUCUGGGAAUGUCUUCACGUCUCUGCAGAAUUUGCAGUUCCUCAGUUUCAGUGGUAAUUUUCUGACUAAAAUUCCUAUAAAUCUACCCAAAUCCUUGCUGUCUUUAAAGAUGGAGAGAAACCAGCUCAAAGUGGUUAGGUUUCGAGAUAUGAGACACUUGGAGAACCUGUCCCAUCUUUACCUGUCGGAGAACCUCCUGUCUUCCAUAGAUGGGGCACAACUGCUGACCAACUUAACAACUCUGGAGGCUUCCCAAAACCGGCUUCAAAUGUUGCCUCCCAGGCUACCAUCAAGGUUACAGAAGCUUGACUGUAGCAGUAACUUCAUUCAGAGAGUGACAGCACCAGAAUUCCAGGACCUCAGAGACCUGAAACAUUUGUUUCUAGACAACAAUGUUGUCAGCUUGUUUGAGGCUGGGGCCCUUCAGAGGUGUUCUCAGCUGUCUAACCUGGCCCUGGAGCAGAAUCUGCUGUUGUCCAUCCCUCUGAGGCUCCCUAAGACCCUGGCCAGGCUGGACCUCAAGGGCAAUGCCAUCCAGGACAUGGCUGAAAGGGAGCUCAGGGACCUCAAACAGCUCCAGGUCCUCAACCUGAGGAACAACAAGAUCUCGGCCUUAGACCUCAAGGCACUGGAGGGCCUGCCUCGGCUCCGGCAUCUGUACCUGGAUGGAAACCCCUGGAACUGCACCUGCAGUCUCCUGCGAGCCAGGGAAGUCCUGAAGGCCAAGGGCACGGACGUGAAAGGGGACAGUGUGCAGCCCGGCAGAGCGACAGGGGAGAGCUGGAUGUCCUCCAAGAAGAUCCUGAAGCAAUGUGAGCAUCACUUAGAGCAGAAUGAGAGAGGCAAAGAGACCAAGAAGAAACCCACACCGGAAGACUCUUCCAGCAUUAGACCCAGCAUGGAUGACGACGACGACGAUUAUGAAAUAGAUUAGAGAUGAGCUUUGUUUCCCGUUUAGACAAUGAUUUUUAAUGUUCUCUGUCUUAAGCAGAAACACGCUAUCAUUUAGAUCUUGCGAGCCUUCUUUUUAUUUUUACAUGGUUCUUGUUAUUUUUGAAGAUAAAAUAAGGGUUAAGGAUUCGUUAAAAUGUGUGAGGGGGGAAAAAAAAAAAGUAGAUGUGUUUCCUGGCUUGAAACAAUCUGUGUUUUAGUCUGAAUCUGAGGCAAAUAACAAUGUGAAAUAAAAUUAUCAUUU
Rattus rattus (black rat) is the source of this 1719-nucleotide messenger RNA. RefSeq names its product nephrocan. The record is from RefSeq and is a predicted model, not a curated record. Gene Ontology annotation, molecular function: protein binding. NCBI's taxonomy places the organism in Eukaryota, Metazoa, Chordata, Mammalia, Rodentia, Muridae. The coding region runs from base 46 to 1458 and encodes 470 amino acids. The transcript is spliced from 3 exons.